GGCGGCGGCGGCAGAAGUGGUUACGGGGGUGGGUAUGGUGAUAGAUAUGAUGGUGGAGGACAGUGGUAAAUUGAUCAUAAUCUUUUCACCAUUUAUGUUAGCAGUUUCUCAAAAAUGGUUUUAGAAAAUUUUGGGGUUGGGCAUUGGGAAUGAAAACUGUACUUACAGUUAAUGUUUUGUAUUUUAAUCAAAGUGUUGCCAACGUAAAUAAAAAUAUUGCAUUUAUAUUUGUAAUACCGGCAUACAGCUUGUGGUUUCUCUUAAAGAUGUACUGUCUGUCAUAAGCUAAAAAUAUUGGAAAAUUAAAUUCCAUAUUAGAUUUCUUUAAUUUUUAUAUUUAUUAACAUUCAAUUAAAAAUUUUGACUGAGGAAAAAUUAACCUGUCGGUUAACAGGCAGUUCAAUACCUUUAGAUUCUAUUUCAUAGAUGCUGAAAUUUGCUGCUUGUCAAUUCAAGGAUUUUUGGAAAUCCUUAACUGUCAGUAAAUCAGCAAUUGGGAGUAAAAUAUUUUUUGAUUUUUUAAAAUGAGUUUUUACAGAUCUUCAUUUAAAUUUGAGCGUUAUUUUCCCAAUUAUUCUUUU
Messenger RNA from Anneissia japonica, 581 nucleotides. Its product is annotated as glycine-rich RNA-binding protein 10-like. The record is from RefSeq and is a predicted model, not a curated record. Gene Ontology annotation, molecular function: RNA binding. NCBI's taxonomy places the organism in Eukaryota, Metazoa, Echinodermata, Crinoidea, Comatulida, Comatulidae.